AUGGACUGUGAAGCAGAUGGUGACUGGAGAAGAAGAUUGAGGAAGAAGAAAGAAGAAAGGAACCUUCUGUAUGGGCUAAGAGCAGCUUUGGACCUCAUUUUUGAGGAAGGUCUUGACAAUGUAAUUGCAAGGCACGGCCGACUUGCCAAAGCAACAAGACUUGCGGUCGAGGCAUGGGGUUUGAAGAACUGCACCCAAAAGGAGGAAUGGUUCAGUGACACAGUCACUGCUAUAGUGGUUCCACCAUACAUUGACAGCUCUGAAAUUGUUAGAAGGGCAUGGAAGCGAUACAACUUAAGCUUAGGUCUGGGGCUUAACAAAGUAGCUGGAAAGGUUUUCAGAAUAGGGCAUCUUGGAAACCUCAACGAGUUACAACUACUAGGCUGUCUUGCCGGAGUGGAGAUGGUACUCAAGGAUGUUGGUUACCCUGUGAAGCUUGGUAGUGGUGUUGCAGCUGCUUCUGCAUACUUAUCCAACGCCACUCCCUUAAUUCCUUCGAGGAUUUGA
Messenger RNA from Fraxinus pennsylvanica, 507 nucleotides. The record is from the annotation of a GenBank genome assembly. NCBI's taxonomy places the organism in Eukaryota, Viridiplantae, Streptophyta, Magnoliopsida, Lamiales, Oleaceae.